UCAUUUCUUUUUGGAGAGUUUUUCUUUUGAGCUUUGUCAACGUUUUAUGCCUCUCAAAGUUCUCACUUCUUCUCCUUUUUCUAGUCUUCUGCCUUACUCUGCACUCCAUCGUUCUUUCCUCCCCACGAGAUUCUACUUCCCCUUUGCUCCCUCAGAUCAGAAUCUCCAUUUUCACAUCUGUUUGGAUUUCGUGGUUUUAUUUUGCUGGAAUCAUACGCAUUUAUCCGCUGCUGCCGAUAUGAGCUCGGCAGAAGGCAAUACGGGGGAGUCUGUGAGUUGGAAGGAGUGUAUCACGGAGUUCAUUAAAGGUGCGACGGAGAUGGCAGUGGAGUGUGGGAAAGGUUGCAGGGAUAUCGUGAGGCAGAGCUUGGUGAACGAGGAUUCGUAUGUAGCGAGAAAAUUUGGAAGGGAUUCUUAUUUUACUAAGAGGGUAAGAGGACCCUGUGAAAAGUUAUGCGGGAAAUUGAGUUUCUUCAACGAGUACUUGCCGGAGGAUAAGGAUCCGCUUCACGCAUGGUCGGUGAUAUUCUUUGUUUCGUUGAUCGCCUUUGCAGCUGUAUAUGUAAAUUUUGAGCAUGAUCCAUCUGCUGGUUCCAUCCCAUUGACGAAGCAAACAUUUGUACAUCCUCCUAGCGCUAGCCGAAUAGUGCUUCCAGAUGGUAGAUACAUGGCAUACAAGGAACGAGGUGUUCCACCUGAUAGAGCUAGAUUUUCAAUUAUUGCUCCUCACACUUUUCUUUCCUCCCGGCUUGCAGGAAUACCUGGAGUUAAAAAUUCCCUGCUUGAAGAGUUUGGCAUUCACUUGUUGACCUAUGAUCUUCCUGGUUUUGGCGAGAGUGAUCCUCACCCCAACAGAAAUCUGGAAUCCUCAGCAACAGAUAUGUCUUUUCUAGCAGAUGCUUUGGGUGUUAAGAAGUUCUGGGUUGUUGGUUACUCAAGUGGAAGCAUGCAUGCUUGGGCUGCGCUGAGAUACAUUCCCGAUAGACUGGCAGGUGCAGCAAUGUUUGCUCCCAUGAUGAACCCAUAUGAUCCCAUCAUGACAAAGGAAGAGAGGCGAAAAACUUGGGGGAAAUGGAACAGGAAAAGAAAAUUCAUGUACUUUUUAGCUCGGAGUUUUCCUAGGCUUCUUGCUUUCUUCUAUCAGCGAAGCUUUCUGUCGGGAAAGCAUGGCCAGAUUGACAGGUGGUUGUCGUUAUCCCUUGGAGAGAGGGAUAAAGCACUAAUGGAAGAUCCAGUCUAUGAGGAAUUCUGGCAAAGGGACGUGGAAGAGUCAAUCAGGCAAGGAAAUGUGAAACCCUUCGUUGAGGAAUCUGCUUUGCAGGUCUCGAAUUGGGGUUUCAGCCUUGUAGACCUCAAGUUGCAGAAAAGAAAACGGAGACAUAAUGUGUUCAGUUGGCUCAAGUCAAUAUUCAUAGCUGAACAAGAGGAGUAUAUGGGUUUUCUUGGCCCAAUACAUAUAUGGCAGGGAAUGGAGGAUAAAGUGGUUCCUCCGUCGAUGACUGAUUUUGUGCACCGCGUCCUCCCGGGAGCUGCAGUGCAUAAACUACCAUACGAAGGCCACUUUACCUACAUCUACUUCUGUGAUGAAUGCCACAGGCAGAUAUUUACUACGCUUUUUGGAACCCCGCAAGGACCCGUCAGCAUUACACUUGAUCAAACUGUCUUACAUGUCCGUAUUGAACAGUCAGAAGAAGUAGCAGCAGACGCCGGUGACUCCACCGUGGAUUAAAAGAAGGGGAACUUUUUGCCGAAGUCAUCUCAAAGAACUCGCAUGAAAAUUGACAUGGCACAAACUUCUUACACUGUGGUGACAUGGUUUCUUCGCACGCUAGUUUCCAAUGCUUGAAGCCUGGAGAGCAGGUGCGUUGCUCAACAUAUCACCCGACGGGAUAAGGGCCAAGAACACAAUGCCACAUUGCUCCAUCACCACCCCAUCUUACUCUCAAUCUACUGGCCGUGAAUUGCUUUCAUAGGAUGGACAGAUUAAAUUCAUCUUUUUACAUUAUUAUUUAAAUGUAAUAAAAGAUAAUUUUAUUAAAAUAAUAUAUUU
This is a messenger RNA of Neltuma alba, 2050 nucleotides long. RefSeq lists its product as uncharacterized. The coding region runs from base 47 to 1729 and encodes 560 amino acids. The record is from RefSeq and is a predicted model, not a curated record. NCBI's taxonomy places the organism in Eukaryota, Viridiplantae, Streptophyta, Magnoliopsida, Fabales, Fabaceae. The transcript has 7 exons.